Messenger RNA from Gadus chalcogrammus (walleye pollock), 3266 nucleotides. It is a transcript of the gene impdh1a, whose product is annotated as IMP (inosine 5'-monophosphate) dehydrogenase 1a. The record is from RefSeq and is a predicted model, not a curated record. Gene Ontology annotation, molecular function: IMP dehydrogenase activity. Gene Ontology annotation, biological process: GTP biosynthetic process. Gene Ontology annotation, cellular component: cytoplasm. NCBI's taxonomy places the organism in Eukaryota, Metazoa, Chordata, Actinopteri, Gadiformes, Gadidae.
AUGGAAGGUCAUUGCUAUGACCGCACAUGGGACGGGGAACGGGACAACUACCAGAUCGACUACCGUCGGAUCGUGGGGGACACCGAGCCGGCCAGACCCCGCCUCUCUCCCCGGGACGGGGAGCAGCAGGCCCCCCCCUACGGCCCGUACACCCACACCAGCCCCCACAGCAUCGGCCACGAGACCGCGGCGCAGCGGUACAGCGCCACUCGGAUCCAGGCCGGAUACGAACCCGAGAGUAUGGCCGACUAUUUGAUCAGUGGAGGCACUGGCUACGUGCCAGAAGACGGACUGACAGCACAGCAACUGUUUGCUAUCGGCGAUGGACUUACAUACAACGACUUCCUGAUACUUCCUGGUUUCAUAGACUUCACCUCUGAUGAAGUGGAUCUAACCUCAGCACUGACACGCAAGAUAACGCUGAAGACUCCCCUCAUCUCAUCUCCCAUGGACACCGUUACAGAGUCCUCCAUGGCCAUCGCCAUGGCAUUGAUGGGUGGAAUUGGAAUAAUACACCAUAACUGCACGGCCGAGUUCCAGGCCAACGAAGUACGGAAAGUCAAGAAAUUCGAGCAGGGCUUCAUCACCGACCCGGUGGUGAUGAGUCCCAGACACACGGUGGGGGACGUGUUUGAGGCAAAACUGCGCCACGGAUUCUCCGGCAUCCCGGUCACAGAGACGGGGAAGAUGGGCAGCAAGCUGGUGGGCAUCGUGACCUCCAGAGAUAUCGACUUCCUGUCAGAGAAGGACCACGACCGGCCGCUGGAAGAGGAGGGGACUGAGCAUAAUUGUGAUCAUAUCAACACGUGUAACAGUCCCUGCUGUGUGUGUGUGUGUGUGUGUGUGUGUGUAAAUGAAAAGAUGCAGCAUUAUAAAUACUACAGGUUACAGGCGAUGACUAAAAGAGAAGAUUUGGUCGUUGCACCGGCAGGAGUCACAUUAAAAGAGGCCAACGAUAUACUGCAACGCAGCAAAAAGGGUAAGCUGCCCAUCGUGAAUGACAGUGACGAGCUGGUGGCGAUCAUCGCUCGCACUGACCUGAAGAAGAACCGGGACUACCCGCUGGCCUCCAAAGACUCCCGCAAGCAGCUGCUCUGCGGGGCCGCUAUCGGCACCAGAGACGACGACAAGUACCGGCUGGACCUCAUCAUGCAGGCCGGGGUGGAUGUCAUAGUCCUGGACUCCUCCCAGGGGAACUCGGUUUACCAGAUCAGUAUGAUCAAUUACAUCAAACAGGAAUACCCGGAACUCCAAGUUGUGGGCGGAAACGUGGUGACGGCGGCCCAGGCGAAGAACCUGAUCGACGCCGGAGUGGACGCGCUCCGGGUGGGGAUGGGGUGCGGGUCCAUCUGCAUCACCCAGGAAGUGAUGGCGUGCGGCCGGCCUCAGGGCACGUCCGUGUACAAGGUGGCGGAGUACGCGCGGAGGUUCGGCGUGCCCGUGAUCGCCGACGGAGGCAUUCAGACCGUGGGACACGUGGUGAAGGCGCUGGCCCUGGGAGCCUCCACCGUAAUGAUGGGCUCACUGCUGGCGGCCACGACAGAAGCUCCUGGGGAGUACUUCUUCUCGGACGGCGUGCGUCUGAAGAAGUACCGUGGCAUGGGCUCCCUGGACGCCAUGGAGAAGAAUAACAGCAGCCAGAAACGCUACUUCAGUGAGGGUGAUAAAGUGAAAGUGGCCCAGGGUGUUUCAGGCUCGGUGCAGGAUAAAGGUUCCAUCCACAAGUUUGCUCCUUAUCUCAUCGCUGGUAUCCAACAUGGCUGUCAGGACAUUGGAGCCAAAAGUCUCUCCAUACUGCGGUCUAUGAUGUACUCCGGGGAACUCAAGUUUGAGAAGAGGACCAUGUCCGCCCAGGUGGAGGGUGGAGUCCACGGCCUGCACUCGUAUUCUUUUGUGCCAUUUACGAGAAGCGGCUUUACUGAUGGCCAAGGAGAGGGAAUAUGUGGCCGUCCUGCGGCGGGAAUCCCGACCUCCAACCCCCCCAGAAGGUUCAGCGGGUCGGAGGUUAUGUAAUGAGCGGAAGGCUCAGCAGAGAAGCUAGGGGCAGCGUGGCUUUGAGCUGCUUCCCCUCCGCUGAUCCUCCUCUGCCCGUGAAGCAGCACACAAGUGGCUUUAGAAGAGAGACAGAGCUUACAGACAGCUGCCACGCUUCUCUGUUGAGACUUACAGUAUGAGGGGGCUCUCAGGGUGAGUAGUUAUUUUAUAGAGAGAAUUUGUGCGUGCAGGAUAUAUAUAUAUACAUUGUUUAUUGGUACACACUGAUACAUUGCUGAUGAUUUUAACAAACGGAAAUAUUGAAAUAUAUUGUGAUGCUUACAUAUCUGUUAGCCCGCAAGCUAUGUGCUGCAAGGUAUCUCUGUGGGAAAACGUGAUAUUGGCUAUUGGUUCAGAGCCAUAAAUACAAGUUAAUGGAAUUAUGUGUACGUUUACAGCGAAUGUGUACACAGUAACACAGUUACUUCUGAAAGAAGGUUUGGCUUUCUGUGGUGUUUGUUAUGGUGUGUAUGCUAGUAGCCUUUUUUUGUAUACAUGCUACAUUAGAGAAGAAGUAAAAAAUAUAUAAUAUUCUAGUAGAAACAUGAUAGCAUAAAGCUAGCAGAUAUACAUCUAUAUGUACCCUGAGCGCCUUAUAAGUACUGUAACAUAUCCAAAUACAAAACCCAGGGCUCACACUCAGCUAGAGCUGUAGCUCCAUUCAUUCAGUUAUAGCCUCAGCAGUUCCCCCAGAGAAAAAUACAGUGUUUAUACUGAUCAUACUGCAUAAUUGAUUGUUCAUUGUUAGAGAAUAUCUAUUAUAAUUAUGUUAAUUAUAAAAAUGUUAUAUACUGUAUCUAUUUUCAUAAAGCACAUCAUUCCUAAUAAUAACUUACAUGUAUACUUUUAGAUCAAAAUAUUAUACUAUAUUACUGUAUUUUGCCUCGCUCUGAAUUCUCAUAUAUUGGCAAUAUUUAGCUGUAUCAAUUGCUGAAUGUACAAAAAUAAAGACUUCAACAUAUUUUAUUAUUUUCUAAGUGUUUUAUCAUUCACAAAUACAUUCAAAUCGUGGUUAUGUAACCAACGUGCUUAACACCAUUGUAUACUGCGAGGAGUCCUACCAGCAGAGGGCAACAUUGCUACAUUUCUGGGUACGUGAACUGUUGUGGAAGAUAAAAUGAGAAAUUGCGCUUAAUGUUUCUUAAAGUGCAAUAUUUAUAUUUAUACAGUAUAGUGUUUGAAAAACGUGAUUUUGUUUUGUGAUUUAAAAAAAAAUGGAAAUACAGCUAAUA